AUGAACUCAUCCGAAAUCCCGCCUGCCGGCCUUCACGACUCCUCCAACAUAGCUAUUUUGAACAAUAAAGAACCCGACCACGCCAUGACUCAGAUAAAGGAGCCAACGACACCAUCUUUGAAAAAGAACGCAACUUUCGACGCGGCCCCCUUCCCCCAGACUCCCGAGCGUACACCGCAUCAGUUGAUGCCUGAAGGCACUCCGUUGCUGUCACCCACGAACAUGGGUUCCGGGACCACUCCCUCAAAACGGCGAAGCACAGAUUUUUACAGCUUACUCAAGUCGCCGGAUGUCAAUCGAAACGACGUCGACCUUAAACGACGGUCGGUUGAGCUUAACAAGAUAGUUAACAAAUCUCCCGAGAGAUUGAACAACUAUGUUUUCCACGACACUCUGCUCAAGUCUCCAAAGCGUCAGCCGGGAAGCUCGCCGUUUCGCGUUCACAAAAAGAACGACAACGAAAUCAAAGAAAUAUCGGAAAACCUGAAAACGAGGCUCAACUAUGCCAAUGUGAAAAUCCAGCACGGAUGGUCAGCGAAGUCGAUAUCGGAGCUGGAGAAAAACCUUGAGGAGGAGAAGUCGCGAAAGAUGCUCACACCUCAGGACAGGAAACUACAGGACAAUUUCUGGAAGAUGAAGACCGACCAGCUUCCUACGUACAUCCAGCCGCCCUUGAACGCAGAGCACAGAACCACAGCCCCUACCAGCCCUAGCAGUCACGCUAUUCCUGUGCGCAGCAGAGCAUCAAAGCUGAAACUGGACGAACUGGCUAGCAAACAGGGAUCCGCCGAGUCUGCUCUGUACAAAGCUCUCUCGCCCGAACGACCAAAACUGACUAUCGACUCGCGGUCAAUGCUGCCUCCAACCAGCCACCAGCGUUCUGCCUCUGAUAGCAAACUCGAACAGGAAGCCAUCAUGUCUUUGAUAUCGCUAUCUUCGCCCGUCAAAUACUCUGGCUCGCAAUCUCCGUCGCCUCCUCGGCCUGCAGGGUUGCAGAAGCCGCCAGCCCUGUCAUUUGACAGAAGACGCAACGCGGGAAACGAGGACACCGACGAGGAAACGGAGCUCGAAGACGAGGACCAUGGGAAGACCCAUAUUUUCAAAUCUCCCCAACGGAACGGACUCAAGGGGCUUGGGCUCACGUCGAAGUCUGCGGCAGAUGACGACGACCGCACAGCGAGCGAUUACUCCGACUGA
Messenger RNA from Ogataea angusta, 1197 nucleotides. RefSeq lists its product as uncharacterized. Lineage: Eukaryota; Fungi; Ascomycota; Pichiomycetes; Pichiales; Pichiaceae. The transcript has a single exon. Gene Ontology annotation, molecular function: transcription coregulator activity. The record is from RefSeq and is a predicted model, not a curated record. Gene Ontology annotation, cellular component: cytoplasm; SBF transcription complex. The coding region runs from base 1 to 1197 and encodes 398 amino acids.